Molecule: messenger RNA, 1603 nt
Organism: Hordeum vulgare subsp. vulgare (domesticated barley)
Lineage: Eukaryota; Viridiplantae; Streptophyta; Magnoliopsida; Poales; Poaceae
Product: UDP-glycosyltransferase 83A1-like
Exons: 2
Coding region: 22-1449 (475 amino acids)
Molecular function (GO): UDP-glycosyltransferase activity
Source: RefSeq, a predicted model, not a curated record
UUUCCAGUUCCCACGCACGCUAUGGCCACCUCCGCCGAGCCUGCGUCAGGGCACGCCCUCUUCCUCCCCUACCCGGCGCAGGGCCACGUCAUCCCGUUCAUGGAGCUCGCCCACCGCUUCCUCGACCGCGGCUUCGCCGUCACCUUCGUUAACACCAAGUUCAACCACCGCCGCGUCGUUGCAGCCGCCGGCGGCGCGACGACGACAUACACUUCAGCAGCAGGAGGACGGCUGCGUCUCGUUGCGGUCGACGACGGGAUAGACGACGACGACGGGGACCACGAGAACCUCAUCCUGCUCAACGCCGCCAUGCAGGAGGCCAUCCCGCCGCAGCUGGAGACGCUUCUUGACGGCGAGGACGCGACCGGCGAGGGGCUGGGGAAGGUGACAUGCGUGGUGGUCGACUCCGGCAUGUCGUGGUCGCUGGAUGUCGUGAAGCGUCGGGGGCUCCCGUCGGCCGCGCUCUGGGCGGCGUCUGCGGCCGUGCUCUCGGUGCUGGUCAACGCCAAGAAACUGAUACGUGAUGGCGUCAUCGAUGACGACGGAGCACCCGUUAACUUGAAGAACAAUUCAUUCCAUCUCAACGAGUCCGCAACGUCCAUGGACGCGACCUUCCUCGCCUGGAAUUACAUGGGCAACCGUGACGCCGAGCGCCUUGUGUUCCACUACCUCACCUCCACCGCGCAGGUGGCCGCAGCGAAGGCCGACUUUCUCCUCUGCAACACAUUCUCCGACAUCGAGCCGGCCGUCUUCUCCGGCCCCACGCCGGCCACCAUCCUCCCCAUCGGCCCGCUCCGCACAUGGCAGCGGCCGACGAGACAUGCGCCCGUGGGGCACUUCUGGCACGCCGACGACGCCGUCUGCAUGUCCUUCCUGGACGCGCAACCCGGCGGAUCCGUCGUGUACGUGGCGUUCGGAAGCAUCAGCGUCAUGACCGUGGCGCAGCUUCGGGAGCUCGCGCUCGGGCUCGAGACCUCCGGCCGGCCGUUCCUGUGGGUCGUCAGGCCUGAGCAGGCCGGCAAGCUCCCAGCCGGGUUUGCGGACGCCAUUGACGGGCUCGGGAAGGGCAAAGUGGUCGGCUGGGCGCCGCAGGAGCAGGUGUUGGGGCACCCUGCGGUGGGCUGCUUCGUUACACACUGCGGGUGGAACUCCACGCUAGAGGGCAUCCGCAAUGGACUGCCGAUGCUCUGCUGGCCAUACUUCACCGACCAGUUCACGAACCAGACAUAUAUCUGUGACAUCUGGAGGGUCGGGCUACGGGUUGCGUCGGCCGAUGGUGGCGGGCUGGUGAUGAAAGAGAAGGUGGUGGAGCUGCUGGAUAGGAUUUUCAAGGACGAAGGUGCCAAGGAAAGAAUGCUGAGGUUGAAGGAGAUGGCGGAGAAAAACAUGAGCGAAGAAGGCCAGUCGUUGAACAAUAUGAAUGUGCUAAUGGAGUCCAUGGGAAGGUAGAUGCUGUACGGGAACAUAAUGAUUGUUGGCUCACGUGUCAACGUUGUGUCGGCUGUGAUCAGUAUUGAGAUUUCUCAUUGUUUAGCACUUGGAAUUGUUAGAGUAAAACGAGAUUGAAUGAAAGUGAAUGGACGACCAGUCCUCUUUCUAUUGA